Messenger RNA from Malaclemys terrapin pileata, 3940 nucleotides. It is a transcript of the gene CLDN12, whose product is annotated as claudin 12. The transcript has 3 exons. Gene Ontology annotation, cellular component: plasma membrane. NCBI's taxonomy places the organism in Eukaryota, Metazoa, Chordata, Testudines, Emydidae. The record is from RefSeq and is a predicted model, not a curated record. Bases 216 to 953 code for a protein of 245 amino acids.
CCAGAAGCCUUUGAGCAUUUCUGGGAAAGGCCACGACUUCCUGAAAGGCUGAGGAAAAGGGAAUAACAGCAACACCAGCCGCUCCUUAGUAUUUGCAAAUAACGAGUUGCGUGCGUAGGAAGGGGAUUCAAGAGCACAUCUUUUCUGCUCCCAACAGUUGCCAGGGUUUCUCCUUAUUUGAAUACACCUUUUGGGAGUGUUUUCUGUGGGCCAACAUGGGCUGCCGGGAUGUUCAUGCAGCGACAGUACUGGCCUUCCUCAGUGGAACAGCCUCGGUAGCAGGCCUUUUUGCUGCAGUUUUACUUCCUAACUGGAGACUGAUGAGGCUGCACACAUUCAACAGAAAUGAAAAGAAUCUGACCGUUUACACUGGACUCUGGAUUAAGUGUGCACGCUUUGAUGGAAGCAGAGACUGUGUGAUAUAUGACACAGAGUGGUACACAGCAGUCGAUCAGCUGGAUUUACGGGUUCUCCAAUUUGCGCUUCCCUGUAGUAUGCUAACUGCUGUCUCCGCUCUGCUGCUGUGUUUGAUCGGCAUGUGUAACACGGCCUUUGUGUCAAAUGUACCAAACAUCAAACUUGCUAAAUGUCUUGUAAAUAGUCCAGGCUGCCACCUUGUGGCUGGUCUGUUGUUUCUACUUGCAUGUGCCAUUUGUCUCACACCAUCAAUCUGGGUAAUUUUUUAUAACAACUACCUGAACAAAAAAUAUGAGCCAGUUUUUACCUUUGAUAUUUCAGUGUAUAUUACCAUUGCCAGUGCAGGAGGCCUGUUUUUCACUUCAGUUCUGUUAUUUCUGUGGUAUUGUGCAUGCAAAACCUUACCGUCCCCAUUCUGGCAGCCUCUCUAUUCCCAUGCCUCGAGCAUGCCUAGCUAUGCCUCCCAGCCCUAUUCUGCACGAUCUCGGCUCUCUGCCAUUGAAAUUGACAUUCCUGUUGUAACACAUGCUUCUUAAAGAAAACAAAACGUGUUUCGAAAGCCAAAUGUUUAUUCUGGCUCAAACCUUGGAAAUUGAAGGCCUGAUUCUCUGCUGCUUUGCCUCAUGUUUAAUCAUUUACACCUGUGCAAAGUGGAUGUAAUAUAUUCCCAAAUCAGACUGUACAAGGUUGAAGACCAUAGAGAAUUGGGUCCACAAUAUUUUUAAGUCUGUUACUUUUUAAUGUAUUUCUGACCGAUCUCUUCUUUGAAUUUACUCCUAGAAAAUAUUGACUGCUGCUAAUGCUGUAAUGACAUGCCAUUGAUCAAAAAUAAUUUUUACAGAGACCUUCUGGCACAUCCACUCCUCCUCCUGCUUAUUCAGACCAAAGGUGUUUUGAACUUCUUUACUGAUUUGAUGAGGUAUUCCUAGGUCCCGAUCCUGCAAUAAGAAUUAUAUAGGUAGACCCAUUCCACUGUGCAUUGCCCUACUAAAGACAAUGGGGCUUUUUGUGGGGUUCCCAUUGCAGGAUGGCACACUCUGAAGAAUGUGAUCUGCCAGUUGGAGCAGGAGGAUAAGUAGGAAAUGGGCUACAAAGUCUUGCAUGUAUUUUGGGAUGUGAUCUCUGAAAACAGUAUUUGACAAACUAAUUAAGUCUUGUUACCAUGUUCUUUGUUUUCCACUGUGCAUAAACAAAACCCAUCUGCUUAUGAACUUCAAAUGCAGCAUUAGUGUCAAAUUACCCUUUAAUCUCAAAGUAAAAAUCAGAGAUUUUAAAAAAAAAAAACAGUUCAACUAAUAGUUCUCAGUCCUAUUGCAAUGGCCUAGGCUAAAUCUCAGAGGUUGGGAUUUUUUCCCUGCUCUUCUUCAGUGCAUUUUCAUUCCAUUCAGUGGAUUUUGAUAAAUUAUGAAUCUCAUCAGAUUUUUCCAUUUUAUGAUUUAUUUAAAAAUACCACUUGUAAUUCAAACAUUUUGGUUUAAAACUUGAAUAUUGUAUUUUAAGGGGCGUCGUCAUCGAGUAGUACAAGCCUAAAAUGAAAACUGCUUUAGCAUUAUUCUGUUCUGGAGCAGAAUGUCCUCCAGAUUUCAAAUGUAUUGCAUAAACCUUGAACAACUUUACAGAAUAUUGAACACUAUUUGCUAUAUUAUAAACAGGCUACAGGGAAGCAGAUUGUAACCACAUGGGGAAAGAUUCAUCAUUCUGGAUGUCUUAAUGUAUAUAUUAAUGAAAACAAGCUUAUGUAUUUUCAAAGGUGAUAUUAAUGGAAAGUUGUUUUUUUUUUUAAACAGUGGUUGUCAGGCUUUUCAGGCUAUAUUUUAUUUAUUUAUAGAUAAGGAUUUCACCUUUCCAACCCUUGGCUUCAAUAUCUCUCCCCUAUUCAAUUGUUGUUGUUUUUUUGACCCAAGUUGGUUUCUAGGCUCCCUUUGAAGAGAAGUUUCCAUCCCCCUAAAAUGAGGUCCCUAGUCAUCUGUAAGCUUCAUAAGUAGACAUAUAAGCUAAGAUUUUUCAAAGUUUAAGUGAUUAUAAACCCUAAUUUGAGAUACAUUAAAGGACCCUGAUUUUUCAUGAAGUGCUAGCACACACCUUCUGAAAAAUCAAGGUUUCUCAGGUUGGGUACUGAAAAUUACUAGUCACAUCUGAAAAUCCUGGCCUUACACUGAAGUGUAAUAUUCUCAGUACAGACAUUUCUGACUCACUGUGUUUCUGAUAUGUUCAAAUCUUUUCAUGUUUGAAAUGUGGUUCCAGUCUGAAAAGUGACUUUGUGUUAGUGGCACUGUGGAGUUUGUGUAUUUGUGUCUCAUUUACUCCAUAGCAAAUUUGCUCCGUUCGCAAUUUAAAAAUGAAAAAAAAAUUGUUUCUAAUUCCUUGCCCUGUAAACAUAAGCUGGGAUCUCAGAGUCAAGCUGGGAUCUUUCCUUCUCCAUGUAUUAGCACUAGUAAUAAAUAUUCCACAGGGCAACUGAUGCCCUCCCAGGAUCUUUAUUUCUGUUGUAGUGUGUUGAAAAGGAAUGCCUCGACCUUAUUUAGACCCCAGACUAAGUUUGCAGAGCAGGGAGUUAGAAAAGAUAUGGUCUUACUUUCAACCAGAGAACAUUUUAUAUGGCAUCAUAAUACACAUGAACUCUAUGGGGCCAUUCCUAUACAGUUAUUUUUCAGAGAGGAACUAUGCUUUAAGGUCAUUUUCCUUGUCCUGCUACAGGUAAUUGUAAUAUUUGUUUCUGCUGUGCAUGCUGCUACCUGCUUAGUCCGGGUCACUACAGCAAAGGAAACACUGACUGGAGGCCCACCCCCAUGGCCUUAUUCUGAAUGAUUUGAGUUUGCCAUUAAACGUUCCUGAGCCAUGGCCAGUGUCUCUUCUGCCUCUAGAGACUGAACCUGCAAGGUGCCGAGCACUCUAGAGCGAUGCUCAGUGCCUGCAACUCCCAUUGACUUGACAAGGAAUUGAGGGUGCUCAGCUUCUCUACACGAUCAGCACCUUAUAAGACUCUGGGCUCUUAUUCUGUAAAGAGGAUUUUCAAUUGAAAGCAAAUGCAUCUGGUGAUGUGUUCCGUAUAGGUAUCUUCUUAAAUUGGUGGAUUUUCUGAUUUUUUGGCAGCUGUUUUGCAUUUUGACUGAUUUUCUGCACUAUUUAGGCCUUAUUAACAUAAAUUGCUGUUAAGCUGAUAAAACCUUGCUCUGAAAAUUGUACCUUUCUAAAACUCUGAGAUGGGCCUGAGCUGUGAUGCUUGUGGAUCCCAAAGUUUCUGGGUUUCAAUUCAGGCCAUCUCUGUUAAAGAUAUUAUGUUGCAUCGUGUAUAGUUCAUAAAUGCACUGCACGGUUAUCUACUAAGGAGUGUUAAUGUGAGUUGCAAAAUAUGUCCCAAGUGAAAAUGAUUUUGAGUGCUGUGCUGUAUCUCUGUUUAUGAAAAUCUUGUAUUUUUCCAAGUAGAAUUCCAGUUUGACUUUCAGUAAUGUUUAAUUAUGGUGGGGGUUCUUUUUAUGUAAAACAGAAAAUAUGUAUUUUUAAUAAAAUGUGUUUACAUACA